Lolium rigidum is the source of this 1654-nucleotide messenger RNA. RefSeq lists its product as uncharacterized. The record is from RefSeq and is a predicted model, not a curated record. Bases 21 to 1367 code for a protein of 448 amino acids. Lineage: Eukaryota; Viridiplantae; Streptophyta; Magnoliopsida; Poales; Poaceae. The transcript is spliced from 10 exons.
CUCCUCCCAAGCAACCGGGAAUGCCCGCCUCCUCCAGGCUCUGCCCUUCCGCCACGUGCUCCACCCAAACUCACCUUUCCCCACAUCGCCGCCGCCGCCGGAGCCGCCUCGUCUCCGCCAUGGCUCAGUCCAGGAGUACGUCUCCUGGUAGCAGCCGCACACGGUGGUCGCCACCGGCGCUCCGGUUCGAUCUAGGGGCGCUCCUCGGCCGCAAGCAGAGGCCCGGAGGCGAGAGGCUGGAUUUGGGGAACUGGGUGCGGCGCGCGCUUUCGCGGCCUCCAGCCGCGGAGAGGGAGGUGGAGGUUGAGGCUGAGGCUGAGGAGGAGGGGCGAUACGCUGGAAACCGUGAGGAGGUGGAGGUCGGCAGCGAGGAGGCUGAUCACCUCGUCGUCAUGGUUAACGGCCUCUCUGGGAGUUCGUCGGAUUGGAAGUUCGGGGCGGAGCAGUUCGUCAAGAGGCUGCCUGGGAAAGUCUAUGUGCACCGUAGUGAGUGCAAUCAUUCAACGUUAACGUUCGAUGGAGUUGAUUUAAUGGGCGAAAGACUGGCUGAAGAGGUACGGCAAGUUGUCCAGAGGAGAAGAAACUUACGGAAAAUCUCUUUUGUUGCCCAUUCACUUGGUGGAUUGAUUUCAAGAUAUGCAAUUGGGAAACUCUAUGAACAUUCAGUAACCGAAGAAUCAUGCCUAAAGACGGAUAAAUAUUCUGAUGAAGGGAAUGUGUAUGGAGGUGGUAAAUUAGCUGGCUUAGAACCAAUGAAUUUCAUAGCGUCAGCUACACCACACUUGGGCUCAAGGUGGAAUAAACAACUGCCCUUUCUUUUUGGUGUUCCGCUUCUGGAGCGAACUGCUGCAGAAACUGCACAUUUUAUUGUCGGGAGAACAGGUAAACACUUGUUUCUCUCGGACAGGGAUGACGAGAAGCCUCCACUUCUCGUGCGAAUGGUUGAAGAUUGCGAUGAUGGAAAAUUCAUGUCAGCUUUGCGCUCUUUUAAACGCCGUGUUGCAUAUGCAAAUAUAACAUAUGAUCAUAUAGUUGGUUGGAGAACAUCGUCGAUUCGACGUCAGCAUGAAUUACCCGAACUUCAGUUAACAGCAAACGAUGAAAAGUACCCACAUGUUAUUCAUGUCAGUACUGCUAACCCAGAGGGCCCUCAGCAGGAGGAGUCUGUAGAUGCUUCACUCGAAGAUAGUCUUGAAGAGACCAUGAUCCGUGGCCUUACACAAGUGACCUGGGAACGUGUGGAUGUGUGCUUUCAUGAGAGCCGGCUAAAAUACAAUGCACAUUACAAUAUACAGGUUAGGAUCCAUCCAACGAACUUGGAGGGAGAGGAUGUCAUCUACCAUAUGAUAGACAACUUUCUAGUUUAGCCUGGCCGGUCUCGCUGAUUCUUUCGAGCAAAUUUAGCUGGAAGAUUUUCUGGCUUUUAUACGGUGGUCUAACCCCAAUCUAGUUAGAUUAUUGAUCCUGGGAGGCCAACAUACAUAAAGUUAUGUGAGGCAUACUUGUGGUCAGGUGAUUGCUGAAUGUGAUCUGAUUUCAUUGUAAACUUAGUUCAUACAGUUAAUACUGUAAAUAUGAGCCAAGUAAUGUAAAUAUUUGUAGCAUUUGGAAAUUUAUAUCUCCUGGAAAUCUGGUUGUAUGGUGGAAUUUGUAA